This is a messenger RNA of Lineus longissimus, 1705 nucleotides long. Its product is annotated as ribosome production factor 1-like. Gene Ontology annotation, biological process: maturation of 5.8S rRNA; maturation of LSU-rRNA. Gene Ontology annotation, cellular component: nucleolus; preribosome, large subunit precursor. The record is from RefSeq and is a predicted model, not a curated record. The transcript has 8 exons. Gene Ontology annotation, molecular function: rRNA primary transcript binding. NCBI's taxonomy places the organism in Eukaryota, Metazoa, Nemertea, Pilidiophora, Heteronemertea, Lineidae. The coding region runs from base 92 to 1030 and encodes 312 amino acids.
CAUGUAACAGAAUUUGCCUCAAAUUUUCUAAAAGCAAAAUAAGUGAGUUGUGAUUCCCGAAGACCAAAUCAUCAGCUUCAACAAAUUCAUCAUGGCGGACAAGAAACAUGCUGUUGACGAAAUGCCACUUCCAAAACGCAAUAUAUCCGAAAUAAAGAAUAAAUUUAGACGUGCCGAGGCAUACAGAGAACAGAAAAAGGAACAAAGAAAGGUAAAAAAGACCGAGAAGAAGCGCAAAUUGCAAGAAGCAAAAGCCCUGGGUGAAGAUGCUCCUCCAAAGAAGAUCCCCAAGACAUUGGAGAACAUGCGUGUUCACGAUGAGACCAUGGUUGAUCCCACUGAUGAAGAGGUGGCACUUGAUCAGAGUCAGGAUGAGAUGUCCGCCUACUUCAACAGAAAAACUACCCCAAAGGUGCUCAUUACCACAAGUGAUAGACCAAAAUCUAGAACCAACAAGUUCUGCAAGGAAUUAAAAAAGUCCAUCCCAAAUUCGGAGAUCUACUACCGGCGAGGUUUAGAUCUUAAAAAGAUCAUACCACAGGCAGUUGCCAAAGAUUACACAGAUCUGAUAGUUAUCAAUGAAGACAGAAAUCAACCAAAUGGCAUGGUGAUAUCACAUCUUCCUGAUGGACCCACUGCUCACUUUAAAAUGUCAAGUGUACAAUUAACGACUGACUUAAAAAAACCUGGCAAGAUGACUGGCCAUAUGCCAGAAGUGAUCCUGAAUAACUUCAACACUCGUCUUGGACAUUCUGUAGGCCGACUUCUAGCAUCUCUAUUCCCUCAUGAUCCCGAGUUUCAAGGAAGGCGAGUAGUCACUUUGCACAACCAGAGGGACUUCAUAUUCUUUAGGCAACACAGGUAUGAGUUUAGGAAUGCCAAAAAAGCUGGACUGCUUGAACUUGGUCCACGUUUCACGUUGAAAUUACGGUCAUUGCAGAAAGGCACUUUUGACUCAAAGUAUGGGGAAUAUGAAUGGGUCCAUAAGCGUCACGAGAUGGAAACAAGCAGAAGAAAGUUUUUCCUGUGACAGAAUUACGAGGAGUAUUUGCAUUUACGGAUAUAUUGCGUAUGUGAAUUAGAAACGUGAAAUAGAGAAUUAAAAUCGCUCAUCAGACAUCUAUGAUGGAAAUGUGCAUCUCAAUAGAGGAAAAGUUUGAUACAGUCACCAGUGGAGGAUUUUUCAAUGGUUUAAUCUGAUUGUCAAGCGGUUGUCAUCAUUUCAUCCUUUUACUGGUUUCUUUAGAAAUUUGAACUCCUUGCCAUCCAGUACUGUGAAAAAGGACUUCUGAUUCUACCAUGAACAAACUGUAUGCAGUGAUCUGUAUGUCCCUCUAAGGCUGUGUAUCAGUUGGAUGUUCCCUUGUGGACUGGUGGCGUUGUUCCCAUUAUCUCCAGUGCUUGUUCCCGGUGCAACCACUGGGAAUAUCGAAUAAGUCAAACUGAGGUAAAUCUUGGGUGUGGCGCACAGAAACAUCACCAGUAAACACGGAACAAGAAAAAUUGCACAGGCAAACAGUCUAUGGAAACACACCUGACUACAGUGAAAACUUGUCUCCUGUUCAGUUAUAAAGUCUUUCUCAUGGAACUGAACAACACUUCCCAACACUUAAGCAUCAGAAUAAAGUAACUUAUGUCCACAAGGGUGUACCCAUCUUGCAAUGUAUAAUUUGAGAGAGAUUGUAAAAACAAGUAUUUUAACUGA